GCGCCCAGCGAGGACAUCUGGAAGAAAUUCGAGCUGCUGCCCCCCCCGCCCCUGUCCCCCAGCCGCCGCUCCGGGCUCUGCUCGCCCUCCUACGUCGCCGUGGCGUCCUUCUCCCCGGGCGGGGGCGACGGCGGCGGCGGCGGCGGCGGCAGCUUCUCCACCGCCGAUCAGCUAGAGAUGGUGACCGAGCUGCUAGGAGGCGACAUGGUGAACCAGAGCUUCAUUUGCGACCCGGACGACGAGAACUUCAUCAAGAACAUCAUCAUCCAGGACUGCAUGUGGAGCGGCUUCUCCGCCGCCGCCAAGCUGGUCUCUGAGAAGCUGGCCUCCUACCAGGCGGCGCGCAGGGACAGCGCCAGCCCGAGUCCCGCCCGCGCGCCAGGCUGCUCCACCUCCAGCCUCUACCUGCAGGACCUGAGCGCCGCCGCGUCCGAGUGUAUCGACCCCUCGGUGGUCUUCCCCUACCCGCUCAACGAGGGCGGCUCGCCCAAGCCCUGCGCCUCGCCCGACUCCUCCGCCUUCUCCCCGUCCUCGGACUCUCUCCUCUCCUCCACGCAGUCCUCCCCGCGGGCCAGCCCCGAGCCCCUGGUGUUCCACGAGGAGACCCCGCCCACCACCAGCAGCGACUCCGAAGAGCAAGAGGAUGAGGAAGAAAUCGAUGUGGUGUCGGUGGAGAAGAGGCAGCUCCCUGCCAAAAGGUCGGAACCUGGGUCACCCCCCGCGGGCCACAGCAGGCCCCCCCACAGCCCUCUGGUCCUCAAGCGGUGCCACGUGUCCACCCACCAGCACAACUACGCCGCGCCCCCAUCCACGAGGAAGGACUGCCCCGCCACCAAGAGGGCCAAGCUGGACAGUGGCAGGGUCCUGAAACAGAUAAGCAACAACCGCAGAUGUGCCAGCCCUCGGUCCUCGGACACGGAGGAGAACGACAAGAGGCGGACGCACAACGUGUUGGAGCGGCAGAGGAGAAACGAGCUGAAACGGAGCUUUUUUGCCCUUCGUGACCAGAUCCCGGAGUUGGAAAACAACGAGAAGGCCCCCAAGGUGGUCAUCCUUAAAAAAGCCACGGCGUACAUCCUGUCUGUCCAAACGGAGGAGCAGAAACUCCUGUCCGAAAAGGACUUGUUGAAGAAGCGGCGAGAACAGUUGAAACACAAACUCGAGCAGCUUCGGAACUCUUGCGCGUGAGGUGUCCUGGGGCCUGGGUCCUCCGCCUCGCGGGGCGGGGCCUCCAGGGAGCAAAGUUCCUUUUGCCAGAACUGCAGCAACACGAACCCCUCCCGAUUGCAUGGUUGGUCACAACCUCACAACCAUGGCUGAGUCUUGGGACUGUAAGAUUUAGCCAUAAACUGCCUCAGAUAGAACUUUAGGCAUAAAAAAAAGAGUUUUUUUUUUUUUUAUGCUUGACAUUUUGUUUUCCUUUAACAGAUUUGUAUUUAAGAAUUGUUUUUUAAAAUCUUAAUGUUGACCAACUUUUCCCUGUGUAAAUAUGGAUAUUAAAUGUAAAUAACUUUAAUAA
Fukomys damarensis (Damara mole-rat) is the source of this 1519-nucleotide messenger RNA. RefSeq names its product MYC proto-oncogene, bHLH transcription factor (gene Myc). The annotation marks the transcript as partial. Gene Ontology annotation, biological process: positive regulation of cell population proliferation; regulation of transcription by RNA polymerase II. Lineage: Eukaryota; Metazoa; Chordata; Mammalia; Rodentia; Bathyergidae. The record is from RefSeq and is a predicted model, not a curated record. Gene Ontology annotation, molecular function: RNA polymerase II cis-regulatory region sequence-specific DNA binding; DNA-binding transcription factor activity, RNA polymerase II-specific; protein dimerization activity. The transcript has 3 exons.